UAUCGGGGAACGACAUCAUCGAUUACUUGUGACAUCCAUAUCUACCUAAAGUAUUACUUGUGUUGGGGUUAUUAAUUUCCCUGUUCAAGACGAAAAGUAUAAAAGGCACAGUAGCUCACAUAGUACAGCAAAUACGGCUUAUGUUGUUCUCGUAUUAAUCGGAUCAUGAGCCUUUGAUUCUCUUCUCUCUUAGCUUAUAUUCGUCUUCUAAAAGACAAUUCUUGUCCUAGUUGAUAUUUAGCGUCGUUCUUCUACUUCUCUUUGAGGGGUAAUCCCGCGGCCCCUUUCUGACAAGGUUACCUACUCAGUUUCACGCCUAAGCGUUACUUGUGUUAGACAGGUUUAGGUUAAUCUAUUGUUACCUAUUUCUUUGGAGAAGAACCCCUGGGCCGGGGUGCUUCGUGGCUUAUCAUAGUACAGGAACAUCUCAUGCGGCCAAGGCUUAAAUCCGGGACACAGUGGAAAUCUACAUCAACGGCUCUUUCAACCUUUAUUUUAAGAGCUAGAGCUCGCUAAUACCUAGUUCCAUCUCGGCUAGAACUUCUUAUAGAAGGUUUAAGGUUCUAUCGUCCCAUAAGCGUAAUGGCAACUCCUCGAGUCUUUCUCGUCCGUCAUGGUGAGACAGAGUGGUCAUUAAACGGAAGGCACACAGGCGUGUCUGAUAUUCCUCUUACUGCCAAUGGCGAAAAGCGUGUGAAAGCUACCGGCCGAGCAUUGGUUGGAGAUGAUCGACUGAUAGUGCCGAAGCAACUUGCACAUAUAUAUGUGUCACCCCGGAAGCGAGCCCAACGCACGUUCGAACUACUGAACUUUGGCAUCUCGGAUCCCUUGCCAUGGAAAGUUCACGGUGAGAAGCUUCCAGAGGCUAGUCAUACCUGCGGAGCACGGGUCGAGGUUACCCAAGAUAUUCGCGAGUGGGAUUAUGGCGACUACGAGGGAAUAACAACCCCUGAAAUCCGCGAAAUUCGUACCAAGCAGGGUCUCGGUCCGAAGUGGGACAUUUGGAGAGACGGGUGUGUCGGCGGAGAGAGUCCUGAUGAUGUCACGCGGCGCGUGGAUCAUCUCAUCAAGGAGAUUCGAGAGAAGUGGCACGGGCCCGUAAUUGGGAAGUCUAAAUCAGAAGACCUGCCACCAAGUGAUGUCCUACUUGUGGCCCACGGGCAUAUCCUCCGUGCUUUCGCUAUGAGGUGGGUCCAAAAGACACUGCAAGACGGCCCAGCUUUUUUGUUAGAAGCUGGUGGCGUUGGGACGUUAAGUUACGAGCACCACAAUAUCGACGAGCCUGCCAUUUUGCUAGGUGGUGCGUUCGUUGUUAGCCCAUAGGCUAACAUGAUGUACUUUAUGCUGCUUAUAAUGAAAUGAUGCUCUGCAAUAGAGUACUAUCCGGAUAUCAUAGCUAGAAUAAAUUUACAUAAAAUCAAUGGUGUAAACAUGGGUAUUAAUACUAGACCUUGGAAGGCCUUGAAGCUGAAUAAAUGAAUAGCGAGUCUCUUCUGCCACGAUUGAGAAAACAAUAUUUAUAAACAUAGAAAUGGAGAAUCAAGAAGGCUGUGUCUGGGUAGAUGUCCUUGGCGAACUACCCCAUCACAGCUCUAAGUUAGUUCAUUAACUUGGCCUCGUGUCUCUGGGUCUAAGACAAUUAUACUAACAUAGUUUCUCGACAGUCAAGAUUGGGGUCAGCCCUAA
Molecule: messenger RNA, 1686 nt
Organism: Annulohypoxylon truncatum
Lineage: Eukaryota; Fungi; Ascomycota; Sordariomycetes; Xylariales; Hypoxylaceae
Product: phosphoglycerate mutase-like protein
Exons: 4
Coding region: 583-1323 (246 amino acids)
Biological process (GO): ribose phosphate biosynthetic process
Molecular function (GO): sedoheptulose-bisphosphatase activity
Source: RefSeq, a predicted model, not a curated record